Messenger RNA from Cebus imitator (Panamanian white-faced capuchin), 5585 nucleotides. It is a transcript of the gene SLAIN2, whose product is annotated as SLAIN motif family member 2. The transcript is spliced from 9 exons. NCBI's taxonomy places the organism in Eukaryota, Metazoa, Chordata, Mammalia, Primates, Cebidae. Gene Ontology annotation, cellular component: microtubule plus-end. Bases 810 to 2636 code for a protein of 608 amino acids. Gene Ontology annotation, biological process: positive regulation of microtubule polymerization; cytoplasmic microtubule organization; microtubule nucleation. The record is from RefSeq and is a predicted model, not a curated record.
CAAGAAAUUAUGAGUAUUUGACUUCAGACCUCUCUUAACUGUCUGAAACUGGGGUUUCUUAUUUUCAGGAAAAGAAACAGGACACAGGCAGUCUCUAAGGCUCCCGCCAGCCGAGACAAUCUCCAAUUAAAAGCAGGCAUCGAUUAAAUAUUUGCUGAACAAAGUAAACCGUCUCUCUAUGGCUGAGCUGAGCGCCCACUGAGAUCCGGCCCAGAAUGGACGCGAAACCUACCCGCGGGUCCCAAACGCCGAGACCAAUAGGCGGGGCUGACCGAGGACCUUGUGCGCCACCUCAGCCACGCCCGCGCCGAGCCUUCGUUUCGCCUAUGGGUCUGCAGAGACCCUCCCUAGCCAGCCCGGCCGCGUCCCACAUCCGCCGGCACGCCCCUUCCGGGCUAAACCCCGCCCAUUCGCGCUCCUCGCCCCGCCCCAUAGGCCCCGUCCGUGACCCCGCCCCGCCGCGAGCCGGCGCCGGGUCCUCUCAGCGAUCGCGGGCGGUCGCGUCCACCCCCGACGCUCUGAGGUCAUUGACGGGGCUGGACCGCGGGGGGGCGGAGGGACGGAGGGAAGAUGGCGGCAGAGGCCGGAUAUUGGCGCCGCCUCCCCCAAUCCUGGAGCCGGCGCAGAUGAGGCAGCUUGGCUGGGGCCAGCGGCGCUUUGGAACCCGAGCUGGGGGGACCCUGGCGGUGGGGCCUGGUCCUGCUAUAUGCCGGCGCCUCGGCUAGAGUGAGCGGCGGCGACGCCUCUUUUCUCCGGCUCUUUCCCUGUCGCUGCGAGAGCUAGCGGGCGGCUGAGGCGGCGGGGCCGGGAUGGAGGACGUUAACUCCAACGUGAACGCGGACCAGGAGGUGCGGAAGUUGCAGGAGCUGGUGAAGAAGCUAGAGAAGCAGAACGAACAGCUGAGAAGCCGCUCGGGGGCCGUUCAGGGCGCCGGCUCUCUCGGGCCCGGCAGCCCGGUUCGGGCCGGCGCGUCCACUCCCUCCUCUGGCGCGGCGUCUCCUCGGGGCUUCCCCUUGGGCCUCUGCGCCAAGUCGGGCGGCGGGGCCGGGUCGGGCCCGAGGCGGACGAGUAGCGAAGAGCUGCGGGACGCCACGUCCUUGUUGGCGGCGGGCGAGGGCAGCUUGCUGGACGAGGUGGAGCCGCUGCGGCCCGACGAGCUGGAGCGUUUGUCAGGCUGGGAGGAGGAGGAGGAGAGCUGGCUGUAUUCAUCACCAAAGAAAAAACUUACACCAAUGCAGAAAUCGGUUAGUCCAUUAGUUUGGUGCAGGCAAGUUUUGGAUUACCCAAGUCCUGAUGUUGAGUGUGCUAAAAAGUCUCUUAUCCACAAACUUGAUCAAACUAUGUCAGCUCUCAAGAGGCAGAAUUUAUAUAAUAAUCCUUUCAACUCUGUGAGUUACACAAGUCCUUACAGUCCAAAUGCCAGUAGCCCAUACAGCAGUGGCUUCAAUUCUCCAUCCUCAACCCCAGUGCGACCUCCUAUAGUCAAACAGCUUAUACUUCCUGGAAAUUCAGGUAACUUGAAAAGCUCAUCAGACAGAAAUCCUCCACUCAGUCCUCAGUCCUCUAUAGAUAGUGAGUUAAGUGCUUCAGAAUUAGAUGAAGAUUCAAUUGGAUCCAAUUAUAAGCUAAAUGAUGUAACUGAUGUACAGAUUCUAGCCCGGAUGCAGGAAGAAAGUCUCCGGCAAGAAUAUGCAGCCACCACGUCUCGGCGCAGUUCUGGUUCUUCUUGCAAUUCUACAAGACGGGGUACUUUUAGUGAUCAGGAACUUGAUGCACAAAGUUUAGAUGAUGAAGAUGACAAUAUGCAUCAUGCAGUAUACCCUGCUGUUAACAGGUUUUCACCAUCACCACGCAAUUCACCUCGACCGUCACCUAAGCAGUCACCCAGAAAUUCACCUCGUUCACGAUCUCCUGCUCGGGGAAUAGAAUAUAGUAGAGUGUCCCCACAGCCUAUGAUUAGCCGCUUACAGCAACCUCGCCUUUCACUUCAAGGCCAUCCCACAGAUUUACAGACAAGCAAUGUUAAAAAUGAAGAAAAACUAAGACGCAGUCUUCCAAACCUGUCCCGAACAUCUAAUACACAAGUUGACUCAGUGAAAAGCAGCAGAAGUGACUCAAAUUUUCAAGUGCCAAAUGGAGGAAUACCUCGCAUGCAACCUCAGGCUUCAGCCACUUCGCAAAGGCUGAAAAAUUUGCCUCGCACUUCCCUCAAAGCCAAACAGUUGCUUCAAACUUCAUCUACAAAAAGAGUACCUUCUCCAGGCAAAUUCCGUUCCCCUGCAGCACCAUCUCCUUUGGCUCUUCGGCAACCAGUGAAAGCAUUUAGUAAUCAUGGCUCUGGUUCUCCUGGUAGCCAAGAAAUAACACAGCUCGCACAAACCACCUCCUCACCUGGGCCUCCUAUGGUUCAGAACACAGUCUCAGCAAAUCCUCCCAGCAAUAUCAACAGCACUACUCUAACCAGACCUGCAGGGACAACUGCAAUGAGAAGUGGCUUGCCCAGACCCAGUGCCCCUUCUGCUGGGGGCAUACCAGUGCCUCGCAGCAAACUUGCACAACCUGUUCGCAGAUCCUUGCCAGCUCCUAAAACCUAUGGUAGCAUGAAAGAUGACAGUUGGAAAGAUGGCUGUUAUUGACCAGCAAAGACAAGAAUGCAGAAGUCCACGGCUUCAUGGAUACCCUUCACAAGGCUAAAAACAACUUUUAUAUGCAGACUGUUCAGAUAAGACUCUUGGGAUUUAUAAAAUCCCAGCCCUCUCUGUCUUAAUUAGCACAAGCUGACAGAGAUCAUCAAACAGCACUUUAAUGACAUUUAACAUCAGAUGUGUUUGGUAAUCACACAAUCACUCUCCAUAGAAUCACUUUUAGUUUUGUUUAAUAGAAACUAGGAUGAUUUUUAAAAUAUUUGACAGAGGCCAAUAUCUGGGCAAAUACUUAAUGGAUGCCAAAGAGAAAUGCCCAUUUGUAAAUGAGAAAAAUGCCCAUUUGUGCAUAAGAAAAUGGUGAAUUCAAGCUAUCCAAAACUUCACAUUCAACUAAUUUACUGUAUAAAUAGUAUCAAUAAAUAUUUGUGUUAAUGAGAACUAAUAUUCUGACUAAUGAUCUAAAGUGUUUCACUAGUACACCAGGAAACUACAGAUUGAGAUUGGGGGUGGGAGGAAAGAAGGCUGGGCUAGAGAUUGAAAACAUCCCUAAAUUUGGGAGAAUUUCAGAAAUUAUUUUUGCAGAUUCAUUAGAAAAAUUGUCAUUUAAUCUUAAGUUUUGGAUGUAGCUCACAUAUCACCACCAUCAGAUAGUGUUACAGCAUGCAUCCAUCAUAUUGCAUUGACACAUCGAACUUUCUGCGUGUUUGUUUUGAUUGCCAAAAGGGCUUAAUAUCAGUUGUACAAUCUUUCUAAACUUUAUAGUUCCUGGCUCAGGAAAGAUGGCCUUUGCUAUUGAAGCCAACGUCUUCACAUCCUGUUAUCUUUACAGAAUUAAGAGAUCCUGUUUCUAUUAGCAGGUUUUCAUGAUAGGAAAGAACAAGUAAUCUGUGUCUUUAUUCUUGAUACAACACCACCUCAGUGCUUACAACCUGGAACAAAACCAUACAAUGAGAGAGAGGGGGAAAAAAAUCUAUGCACUUAACCUACAGAAUCUCUGGUGAUGACAGUUGUAUUGUUGCUAUUACAUGGCAUAAUGGUCUAUUAUGUGGUAGGAAAAUAUAGCCUGCUAAAUGCUACUUGAGUUGAUCCACUUGAAACUGAGUAACUGUAUAAACAACAUCUAUUGGAAAUUCUUUCCCUUUUGACUUAGAUUCUGCCUUACAUCAAUUUUUUGCAUUUUUGGUAACAAACCUACUACAUAUAACUCUUAACCUGAUAAAUACUUGUUCUCUAACAGCUCGUAAUGUAUCUUGAAGUCGCCUAUUUCAGUUUUAUCAGACUAUUAGCAGAGUAAAACUUCCUUCUGUGGCGGGCCUCUCAUUUUUUUAUUAUGAGGUCUGUUUUUAAAUACCUAAUUUGAACAGCUCUAAGAUAUUGGCAGUUAGGUCAUCUAAAAGCUUUUAGAGAUUUGAACAUAAGUUCAUUUCCUGUUAAUCAAAGACAUUCCGUAAGUUGGCAAAAGAAAUUGGGAAAGAGAAAUGAAAGGCUUGAUAUUCAGGGCAGCAUGAAGGUUAAUAGGUUGAGAGAAUGAUGAAAAAACCAGGACCUCCAUUCUGUCAUGACUGACACCAUGGUAGUCUAUCAGCUUGACCUGUGGGGAAUCAUUUAUUCAGCACAAGCAGCUGGAGAUUUAAACUGCCAGUACUAUGUAUUUGGUGUAUAAUGCAAGGAAGAAACUUUAUCCUUGAAUUUGAGGGUAAUGGGGUGGGUCAGGAAAGGAUGGCGCCAGAAUUCUACAUGGUAAUGAACUCAAAAAAUGUUGCUUUUCAGAGGAAGAUAAAGCAUCUUCUUUUGGGAGGGGUUAUCUCAUGUCUAAGUAAUUAAAAGAAAGAACUAGCUACUGUCUCUUAACCACAUACAAAACAAUUCUCAGUUUUCAGUGCAACAUUUCAAAAAAUAUAUAUAUGCUGCAAUCUAAUAAUUAAAAGGAAUUUUAACUCUAUUAUGAAACAUUACAUUUUUUAAGUUAGAUAAUCAGUUUCAAAAGGAGUAUUCAGGUUAUUUAACUUUGUUUUUAAAUGGCUGCAUCAGAAAAAAAUGUCUAUUUUUUUUUAAUUAAAAUAUUUCAUCACUUGUUAAAACUUAUUUUGGAUCUGAGUUUGGUAAAGUAUUAUUUUACCUGCUGUUGUACUACCACAGACUAUUGACUUUUAGUUUCCUAAAGAGAAAAAUUGCCUUUUUACUAGAAAGCCUUUGUGUGUCGCAAUUUUUCUGUUUGGGAAAAUCUAAGGAUUUACUGUGGUUAGUCUUACAGAAGAAAUGUGGAUUUGAUAAACUAGUGCCUAUGAUUUUAACUUAUGUUUCAUAUAUAGUAGUAAGGGUUUUAUGAAUGUUGAUUAUUUUGUGCCAACAGCCCAGAAUUGUCACUUAUAUGUAAGCAGAAAACAAUGAGCUCUGCUUCCAAAGUUAUUUAAUUUUCUCAGUGUUUGAAUGUUAUUUUUUGUAAGUGUGUUAAUAAAAGUGUAAAGAAUUGGAAAAAAUAUAAAUAUUCUUAACUCAAGCAUUUGCUGGAUCAUUUUUCUACAAAACUUGUUUGUAUAAUAUAAAACACUCUCUGAAGAGUUGACUUUUUUUUUUUCAGUUUCGUAUCCUGGAAAUCACAUUUUGUAGAACUGGGGACCAUUCAUAAUUGUCAGAUACUUUUUAAAAUUAUCUCAAUACAUCACUUUUAUAAAAAGUUUUUUUGAAAGAAACUUCGAUACAUAUGAUGUGGCCCCAGAUGUUUGUAUAACUCUAGAAUGAUCUAGACGAUGUAUGUUUAACUUUUUAUUGAAUGUACAGGUAUUCAUUUUUGACGUUGCGCAUGGUCCUUUUAGAUCACAUGACGUUCGAUUUGCAAACAUUUCUAUAGCCGAAGUUGUAUAUGUGGUUGCCUCCUUAAUAAACAGCCUGACCAUAAUGUUUAUUAUUAAAUUUAUAUUUGUUUUUUAAGUGUUGAAU